UGCACUCUCUAAAGCUAAUUACUUCCUUCCAUUACUUAUCCUAAAUCUACCUUUGGUUUCACUCAAGGAACACACAAGAUUCUAGCCUAAAAUCCUAACCAAGUUCAUUAAUAAGCCAGCAUUUUCCACCCAAAAUCCCAGGAAAAUGUCUGAGCAACAGCAGCCAGUUCAGGGUUUUCCUAAUGAUAUGCCUAUUCAGCCUAAAAAUACCCCAAUUACUCAAUCUUCUUCUCAUUCAAAUGGAUCAUUUGGCACAGUAUUCAUUAUUCUCGCUGUGGUUUUGGUUAUAUCUGUCCUUGCUUGCUUAAUUGGACGCAUUUGUAACAAAAAAAGCAAUGGUAGUCACUCACCAAAACAGAGAGAGGUUGAGCAGAGCCAUGACAUCCAUCCAAGAGAAGAUGACAUAGAAAAGAGAAUUGCAACUUCUAAAGUUGCUGCCUCAAAUGGAGAUUUCAUUCCAACGAGUACUAUGCCAUCUAACAAUGGACAUGAAGGUAAAGGAGGGGUGAGGUUUGCCGAAGAUCAUACGUAAUUCGCCAGAAAAGGUUAAUAAUUCAGAAAGGGAGUCCCUCUGUACAUCAACUAGUAGGCUUUUUUAUAUUUUUUCUUUUCUUCUCGUUUUACAGUAUUUGUUUUAACUUUUCUGCGGAUGCUCUGCCUGGUGGAUGUAAAUUGUAAUAUUUCCAGUUCAUCAACAAUUAGUAAAUCUGGAGGGCAGGUUAAAGAAAUGCUAGAGCUGUUUGCUUCCCUUCC
Molecule: messenger RNA, 753 nt
Organism: Nicotiana tabacum (common tobacco)
Lineage: Eukaryota; Viridiplantae; Streptophyta; Magnoliopsida; Solanales; Solanaceae
Source: RefSeq, a predicted model, not a curated record